CUUUUCUCUCGCCCUUCCAGUCGCCUUGACUCACGGACCAUCUCCCACAAUGGCCUCCUUGACCCGGGCCUAAACUCUAGCACCCGUCCAACGGCCGAGGGGGCGUCUUAGCACUUGGCCCGAGGCGGCCCUUGGCUUUGCCUCGGACACGCCCAAAGCUACCAAUGCCCAAGUCCGAGGGCUCCCCAGAGACUUGCCGGUUCACACGGCACCUGAGCGUCAGAGACUGCGCUCUUCUCGUCGCCUAAUCUUCGGCCCAGCCUUUGUCCAGCCCAAACAACUUGGGUUUCUGCUGGUCGGCUCAUCAUCGGGGCCUCUACACACAAGGCUCGCUCGCUCCCUGACAAUUGAUUGUUUCAGUAUGUAGCUAACACGGCUUGAAGGUCAAUGGGCGUCCCCUCAUACCACACCUUCGCAGUCCUGCACCUCGUAACUGUUAAUAGCCCACAUCAAUUACAUUCUCAUGACCUACGUUCUGGAGGAUCUCCGGCGAUGCUCCAUGUGAUGCAUAAUCUAUCCACCCCCAGAUACACCAGGUCUGGGGUCCAACAUGUGGGAAGUACGCAUGCAGGCCAUUCGAUGCCCGAUUUAACAUCCGUGGUCUGAUGAUAGACGCUCAGGUCGACACGCUAUCGAAUGACACACGACAAUUUUAGAGUACUUCUAGACGUUCUGUGAUCACCAGUGGAGCUUGCGAUUGGUAGACAUGACAAUCACCAAGCCUAUGUACCUCCUCCGCUCUGCCUUUCCGUGUUACCAAUCUGGGUGACGCUAGGUCACGAGUGUUGGUCAAAAACUCUGCGCUAUAUGGUGCUGUGGACUUUGAGGCAGCCGUAUCAUAGCCAUUGUGGACAAUGCAAGUUCUCCGCACCUCGAAAGCUUGAUCACGAGAUUCCGACUAGAGGCUUGAACAAGCAGACAAGGUACCCAGCUCUGUACGUUCGAUCUAUUCCAGGUCGCAUUUGGUAUGGAUGCACGACCCCUUUCCUCGGGACCGCGUCGUCUCGCCGGAUAGGCACGUGAGAUCAACCAUACAUACAUACAUGGUGGCAUUCUAGGGGAGGAAAUGCGUGAUGCACUUCACGUCAACAACUGGCGACGGCCUCGAUGUCCACCCCUCCAUUACACACUAUCCAGAAUCCCGCUUAAGGCUUGGAAGGCAACUAGUCCUCGGCGAUUAACCCAAAGAGGUGCGGGGGCAGACAGGCAUGGGCAUCGGUGGCCAAUUGCACCAAGACAAUCUCUGAAAACCUGGAUUGUCCACAGCACUACCUAAGCGACAUCAGCUGCCCGCCGUAUUCCCUUGCCUCCGCCCCUGGUUUUCUGGCAGAGAUGGUCGGUGGGCUCUUGCGUGAUAGGAGGAUCCUCUCCUCCCCGGAUUGAACGAGGCUAGUUGGCGGGGUGCCCAUGGGAUGCAAAACCUAUCGGGGCGCAUGGUCAAACAGCAAUGGCGCUCUGGUAAAGUUGUGGAGUCUCUUGUUCCCUGCCUUCGGCUCCUUUUCGGAUCUUCGCCACAGGAAUUUUGGUCUGUUCGAGACUUGGACGCUAGUGAUUGUCGGGGAACAUGGUGAGACUCACCCAAGGCCACGCGUGGUCGUGGAGUAGCAUUUAAGGACUCUAGAUGUCCCGCUCUCAUACUCACCUCUUCGUCAACCCACCGACAACAGGAACUCCAGAGCCCAGGAUACUACUCCAGCAUCGUCAAGAUGUCGACCGAAGAGAAAGUCGGCGCCGCCACCAUCGACCGCAUCGACUCCAUCGAUGCCGCCAAGAAUGUGAGAUACAUACGACGAUAUGCCAUGCCGUCCAUGACUAAUCCUCGAAACAGGUCGUCGAGGUCAAGGAAGUCCACGGUAGCGAAGCCUACAAUGCCGCCGUGCUUCAGGAACCUGUCCCUAGGACCCAUCCUCGAACCAUCCUUUUGUGGCUCGCUCUCUUGAUCGGUUUCUUCUGCCAGACCAUGAACGGAUACGACAGCAUGUUGCUGGGCGGUCUGCUAAACAACAAAGAAUACUUCUUGGCCCAUUUCAAUGGCGAGAACAAGGGUAUCUGGGCCGGUCUCAUUUCCUCCAUGCAUCAGAUUGGAGGUGUUGCAGCUCUUCCAUUCAUGGGGCCCGCCAUCGACACCUUUGGACGUCGUGUCGGCAUGUUGAUUGGUUCAAUCUUCAUUAUCGUCGGAACUGUCGUCCAGGCGACUACCUUGCACAACGCUUCGGAAUCUCAGAUCAUCGGUGGUCGUUUCCUCGUCGGAUUCGGUGUCACCAUUUCCGCCGGAGCUGGUCCCAUCUGGAUCGUGGAGACUGCUCAUCCCAUGCAACGUGGUAUCAUUACUGGUCUUUGCAACACCACUUGGCUGGUUGGAGCCAUCCUGGCUUCCGGUGCUACUCGAGGAGGUCUGGAGAUCAAGGGCAACAACUCGUGGUUGAUCCCUCUCUGGCUUCAACUUUUCUUUCCCGGAAUCAUUGCCCUGUUUGCCCUGUUCCUGCCCGAGUCUCCUCGAUGGCUCUUUGCCCAUGGCAAACGUGAGCAAGCACGAUCUCUUCUGACCAAAUGGCACGGAUACGGCAAUCCUGACUCUGCGUGGGUCAAGCUUCAAUUGGCCGAGUAUGAGGAAUAUUUGGAGCUCGAUGGUUCCGACAAGCGAUGGUGGGAUUACAGUGGAAUCGUCAAGAAGAGGUCCAGCUUGUACCGUGUCCUUGUCGCGUGUGUCUUCUCCAUGCUUGCACAAUGGUGCGGUAACGGUCCUCUGUCCUACUUCCUCGGUGCCGUGCUCGAUACUGCCGGCGUCAACUCGUCCAUUGGCAAGGCCAACGUCCAACUUGGCUACUCAUGCUUCCAAUUUGCCUUUGCCGUCAUUGGUGCUCACUUUGUCGAGUUGAUUGGUCGUCGCAAGAUGUUGCUCGGUGGCUUCUGGGGAACUGCUGUCGUCUGGGUCUGCAUGACUGCAGCUGCCGCAACUCUGGCCAACUCGAUCACGUCUGGUAGCGUGGCUGACGGUGAUGCCGAAUUCAGCAACAAGGCGGCUAGCAACGCUGUCUUGGCCUUCAUCUUCAUCUUUGGAGCCGUCUAUUCGUUCAACCUGACUCCUCUUCAAGCACUGUACCCUGUCGAGGUCAUCAACUUUGAAAUCCGAGCCAAGGGUAUGGCUCUCCAGGGUGUGUUCACCAACGUCGCUGGUGUCACCAACCAAUUUGCCUGGUCGGUGGCGAUCAAGAAGCUCGAGUGGAAGACAUACAUCAUCUUCAUUGCUUUGACCACUGUCUGGGGUUUCAUUGCAUACUUCUUCUUCCCCGAGACCCGCAAGCGAACUCUUGAAGAACUCAACGAAAUCUUCGAGGCCCGCAACCCCGUCAAGUUCUCGACCCAAAAGGCCAAGAUUGGUAUCACGGAAACCAACCAAGUCGUUGCGGUUGACGACGCAGCGCAUGCCUAGAGUUGCUAACGGAGGUUCCAAGAGCCCUUUCUGCGGAGCGCCAUCACCAUGCACAUUCAGCGCGAGAGGGCCUCGGCGUCAUAGCAAACUGGGUGGUCAUGUAAAGGCGAUCUAGGAUAGACUCGGCUCACUUUUCAGAAGCUCGUUCUCAGUUUAGGCGGCGAAGUUGCCAGGGUGCUGUUAUUGCUCAGGUCUAUACACCUCCUUAGUGGAAUAUCAAUUAAUCUCAUCCCAGA
Molecule: messenger RNA, 3669 nt
Organism: Exophiala mesophila
Lineage: Eukaryota; Fungi; Ascomycota; Eurotiomycetes; Chaetothyriales; Herpotrichiellaceae
Exons: 4
Coding region: 1961-3433 (490 amino acids)
Biological process (GO): transmembrane transport; carbohydrate transport
Cellular component (GO): membrane
Molecular function (GO): carbohydrate:proton symporter activity
Source: RefSeq, a predicted model, not a curated record